AGUAUGAAUAGGGGUGACGGAAAUAUCAAUCUUUUUCGUCAAUUGCUCGAUGCCACAAACGUAUUGGAACUUCCAGAAGAAAGAUUUAUUGCCAAUUUUCGAGUAAGUAAGGAUGUGUUUUUGAUGCUGUUGGGUGAAAUGGAGCCACAAAUGAAACGGAAUACCAGGAGCAGCAGUGUUCCACCAAUCGUAAAAGUUUCAACAUUUUUAAAAUUUUUGGCAAGUGGUGGCUACCAAUUUUGUGUUGGAAAUGAGAGUGUCUCAUAUAUGUCAAAGGCCAAAGUUUCGGAGGUGGUAAGCGAAUGCUUGAACAUUGUGGAGCAGCACAUAUGUGCUAAAUGGAUUCGUUUACAAAAAACAUUAGGUGAGGAAGACGAAUGUAAACAAAGCUUUUUCAACAGCGCUGGUGUACCAGGAGUUGUAGGAUGCAUAGACGGCUCCCAUGUUCGAAUAAAGUCCCCUGGGCAACAACAACAGCAUUUAUAUUAUUACCGUAAAGGUUACUACAGCAUAAAUGUAAUGGUGAUAUGCGAUCAUAAUAUGGUAAUAAAUUACGUAGAUGCUAGACAUCCAGGUGCAAAUCACGAUGCAUUUGUGUGGGACCAGAGCGAUGCACAUGAUCAUUUUAAAAAUAAUUUUAUUCGAGGCAAGAGGAAUACAUGGCUGUUAGGUAUUUAUAGUUGCCUUUUUUAAUACACACAUACACCAAAAUAAAUUCUUUCCUAAAAUUCAC
Musca domestica (house fly) is the source of this 733-nucleotide messenger RNA. Its product is annotated as putative nuclease HARBI1. The record is from RefSeq and is a predicted model, not a curated record. Bases 4 to 693 code for a protein of 229 amino acids. Lineage: Eukaryota; Metazoa; Arthropoda; Insecta; Diptera; Muscidae. The transcript is spliced from 3 exons.